AUGCAGCUGGACAGGGGAUCGAUCCCGUCGGAGAAUGAAGACAUGGUAGAGGCUCUUCGUCGCCACCGAGAGAUCCUGAGAUGGGAGACGGAUCUCCUGAGGAGGGAAAUCACGUCCCGGGAUCUGGCGACCAUGACCGGAAAGAAGGCUUAUCUAAAGCGCCAUGAUGCCGAUGGCGAUGGGAGAUCAAUAUCACCUCAGCUGCUCGAGCAGAUGUCCCUCCAGAUCAAAGAAAUCAAACCAGUGAGUUUGCCCUACCUCGUGGAUAAUCGUGAGGAGGCCCUCGAUCUGCUCUUGCACGAGGCGCACAAAUUGGCCUACCGGAUCCAGUCUCUGAGGAAAGAAUUCAGUGCCACCAUCCCCUUGGAGAAGCUCAGAUUAUUCCAUCUCCUGUCGCAAGAAUGUCUCAGGAUCUCCGAAACCAUAGCGACGCAUGGAUCGCCAAUUUCAUGCAAAUCUUCCGAGGAUGCUGAAAUUUCUCUUUUCAAAGAGCGCCGUAUUGGCUGGGAAUCUACUUGGGGCAGCCCGGUGUCACGGUGUGGCAGCUUCAAUGAUACAACCACACUGUCUCCUAUGUACUUUACGCACUGCGCACCUAGUGUCAUCGCAUCCUACAGGACCGAUGCCUUGCAGAUCUACUCCUUCAAAAUCUGUGACCUAAAUGACAACUUGAAGUGGCCACUCUAUGUGUAUGGCGUGGUGGCUGCUCGAGAUGAUGUGGACUGUAACCGCAACCUUCUCUUCUGUCGCUCCAGGGCUAACUGCCAAGUAGUCACAGAAAAGGAUCCUGUUUUGCACUUGACUGGCCCUUCUCGUGCAAUUGUGGCUGACGAACCUGUUGACUUUGAAGUCGAACUAAAGAUAAAUUGUGGAACAGAUCAGUCCCAAGAUAAAGCAUUGAUCAGUUCUACUAACCACUACAUUUUUUCUACCAGUGACACUUCUAGAGGUGAUGCUGCUUUUUUCUUUGGCCGCUCUUGUUCGGCAAACUUGAGCCUUGAGACACUUCAUAGAGCGGUCCAGGCAACUAUAUUGUCUAUUCGUGUGGUUGGAGGAGUGCCUCUUUUUGAAUUUGGAGGCCGAGUUGCUUGCUCCUCAUCUACUGAAGAGUCUGCUGAUCCCACAUGUAAGCAAGUUGUUUUGCUUGAUUCUGUUGAAAAAAUACCCGAAGAUGGACUAGAUGGUUACCUUCCCCUGUUAAGGAACGUUGUUUCGGUACAAUUAGAAGGAGGAUUGAAAGUUGCCAUACAAGCCUACGGGGGAUCUAGUCAUCCAUCCGGAUCUGGCCUUGUUUACUUCCCUGCACAGUAUUGCAAUGUAAAUCAGCGUACAUGUUUGGUUUGUGGCUCUCAGGUGGAGGUCACUGUUGCUUGGUCCCGGCUUGUCAAGGACAAGAUGAAUAUCUUGUCUAGGUAA
Messenger RNA from Aegilops tauschii subsp. strangulata, 1416 nucleotides. RefSeq lists its product as uncharacterized. Lineage: Eukaryota; Viridiplantae; Streptophyta; Magnoliopsida; Poales; Poaceae. The record is from RefSeq and is a predicted model, not a curated record.